Thermothelomyces thermophilus ATCC 42464 is the source of this 785-nucleotide messenger RNA. RefSeq lists its product as uncharacterized. Gene Ontology annotation, molecular function: 3-dehydroquinate dehydratase activity. The coding region runs from base 150 to 647 and encodes 165 amino acids. Gene Ontology annotation, biological process: quinate catabolic process. Lineage: Eukaryota; Fungi; Ascomycota; Sordariomycetes; Sordariales; Chaetomiaceae. The record is from RefSeq and is a predicted model, not a curated record. The transcript has a single exon.
CCCUUCCUCCCCAAUCACUUCUUCACGGUAAUCCCGGCUUGGACCCCAGUUGAAUCCUUCAGACCAAGUGCGGCCCCUCUCUCUCUCUCUGCAGACCAUUGAAACCGACAUGCACACAAUCUCCAUUGCCGGCUAGCACCACGACAACAAUGACUCCCCGCAUUCUUCUCAUCAACGGCCCAAAUCUCAACCUCCUCGGCAAACGCGAGCCGCACAUCUACGGCUCCGCCACCCUCGCCGAAGUGGAGGCCCUCGCCCGCGAUCAGGCUUCCUCGCUCGGCGUCGAGCUCGAGACAUUUCAGUCGAACCACGAGGGUGCCAUCGUGGACCGCAUACAGGGAGCCGCCGGCUGGGGGCCCGAGGCGGCAGUGGACGACAGGACGGAGAGGCUCCGAAAGCCGUCAGCCAUUGUCAUCAACCCCGGCGCGCUGACCCACACAAGCGUGGCCAUCCGAGAUGCGUUGCUGGCCGUGGACAUCCCGUUUGUCGAGGUCCACGUGUCCAACAUACAUGCGCGGGAGCCGUUCCGGAAGCACAGCUAUCUGAGUGACAAGGCGGUGGCUGUCAUCUGUGGCUUGGGAGUGUAUGGGUACACGGCCGCGAUCGCGUUUGCGGCUCGGCAUCUGAAGGCAGGAGAAAGGGAAUAACUCCGGAGCAAAGCACUAGCGCGCAUCGCAUGCAUGCUUUUUCCUGUUGUCACGCCACACAAACUACAUAGCCACCUGAAAGGCGGGACAGACUAUUGGUGAUUUUCAAAUUUGUCCUGGUAUCAUUAUCUGCGUAUU